AUGACCUUUCAGGCUUCCGACUCUCAAGUCGUACAGAAUGGGGGCCUCGCGCCGGCUUCCGUUUUCAAUUCACCGUGGGAACCCGCAGUCGCAAAACCCCCAACUGCCAUCGAAUCCUGUCUACAUGAGUUGGUUGAGCAGCGCUGUGAGGAACAGCCAGAAGUACCUGCAGUGUGUGCAUGGGAUGGCGAAUUCACCUAUCGGCAACUCAGCAACCUAGCUCGUUCACUCGGCGCGUCGCUGUCGGCUCGGGGUGUCAGCCCAGAAGACUUUGUGCCUAUUUAUUUUGAGAAGUCCCGGUGGGCGAUCAUUGCGAUCCUGGGUGUCUUGUAUGCCAGAGGCGCCUUUGUACUACUCGACCCAUCGCAACCAUUACAGCGGCUCAAGGAAAUUUGCCAAACAUUCAAGGCGCCGUUGGUGGUAGCCUCAUCCCAAAAUGCGUCCCAAGCUGGCCAGCUUGCGCCCGAUGUGGUGGUCCUGCACAAAGAAAGAGGGCAGGGAAAGCAGGGUAUGGCUCCAGGGGCAGCUAGUCGUUCUAAGCCAAGCAACGCCGCCUAUGCCAUGUUUCCCUCCGGGAGUACAGGUGCCCCUACAGGCGCUGUGAUCGAACAUCGAUCUAUCUCAUCUUCGAUCGUCGAUCACGGUAACCGAUUAAACCUCACCCGGACAUCGCGAGCACUGCACUUUGCUUCUUACGCUUUUGAUGUCUGCCUCACUGAAACCCUCGCCGUGCUAGUCCACGGAGGGUGUAUAUGUAUUCCAUCUGAAGUGGAACGACGGGGUGACCUUGCCACUGUGAUACGACGUCUGCGAAUCAAUUGGGCUUUGCUCAUGCCAUCCAUGGCUCGCUCAUUGGAUCCCAAGACCCUGCCGACGCUCGAGACUCUAGUAUGUGCCGGGGAAGCCCUGACCGCACAAGAUAGAGAUCGUUGGGCUCCUCAUCUGAAAUUAUUCAACGCCUAUGGACCCACUGAGUGCAGUAUCUUUGCCUGCGUCCAUGCCGUUCCCGAGGCAGCGGACUUGCCCAUCAGAGUAGGGCUUCCGGUUGGUGGAAGCUGCUGGAUUGUGGAUGAGAGGGACGUUCAACGCCUUUGCCAGGUAGGCAAAGGUGCGGAGCCAACACAGCUGCCGGCUUCGUCGACCGCCCCGACUGGCUGCGAAAGAUAUGGCCAAGUGUGCAGGGCAAAGGUUUAUAGGACUGGUGAGCUCGCGCGCUGUCAUGUAGAUGGCUCCAUUGAGCGUCUUGGUUGCAGGGAUAGCCAGCUAAAAAUCGCUGGCCACCAAAUGGAAGCGGUCGAGAUUGAAUACCAUGUGCGCUCACAUCCUUCGAUCAUGGAUGCCGCAGUGGAAGUGAUACAACCAAGGGAUGCGCUCGAAUCGCCCCUUUUGGUCGCAUUCGUGGUACGUCAGACCAGGAGUCCCGGGGCUUCUCAAGCAACCACUUCCGAAAGUGAGCUGGUGGUCCCAGAUGGGGAUUUUCAGACACUAGUUCAGCAAGUAAAAUUCAAGCUGCGACAUGUUCUCCCCGGCUACAUGGUUCCCACGGUUUUCCUGACGAUAUCUUCCAUGCCACUGAGUACCAAUGGCCAACUGGAUCGCCGAAGCCUACGUCAGCUUGGAAACUACAAAACUCAACGCGACUUGCUCAAGCUAGGUCUGGAGACAACAGCGAAGAUACCGCCGCGAAACCCUAAGGAAACAUUAAUGCAGCGACUGUGGGGAGAGGUACUACAAAUGCCUACCGAGCGUAUUGGCAUCGAAGAUAACUUCUGGAGCCUAGGUGGAGAUUCCAUACAGUUUAUGAAGCUAUCAGGCAUGGAUCAUCUCCCGUCGGAAGAAGUACCAGCCUUCUCGCUUUGUAAGAGUGAGAGUGAAAUAAUGGAGGUGGCGCACACCCUGGGCAAGUUUCAGGUAAAGCAGGACGACAUUGAGGACAUCUACCCUUGUACUCCGCUACAGGAGGGCCUAAUCGCGGUAGCCCUGAAACACUCAGGCGCGUACACCAUGUCUAUGGAAUUCGAGCUGCCCAUCAACAUCGAUAUCAACAAAUUCCGCCGCGCUUGGCAAGCAACAGUGGAAGCCAACCCAAUCCUGCGAACGCGCAUCGUGCCGGGGAAAGAAGCAGAACUUUGGCAGGCCGUCAUCCGGGAUGUCAUUCCAUGGGACAUAAGGAAUCCGAGUGAGGAUGUCCCCCCAAUGUGGAAGGACUGGAAGACAGGACAGCGAUUGAUUAGAUUGGCGUUGAGUGAUCCGACAACCCCAAACACGCCUCGCCAUUUCACACUGCUCAUGCACCAUGCACUGUUUGAUGCCUGGGGAAUUCCAUUAUUGCUGCAACAAGUGGAAGCAGCCUACAGAGGGGAGAUAUUCCAGAGCGAUAUAGACCGUUAUUGGACAGAGUGCCUAUCAGACCUGAACGCGGUCCCUUUCCCCAAAUUACCGUCCCCGGAUUAUGUUGCGAAGCCUACAAAAACGAUUGCAUAUGUUAUUCCGCUUGCAGCGGCCUGGCAUACCGAACAACAAAUAACUCUGCCGACUAAGCUCCUACUUGCGUGGGGCCUCCUAGUAUCUCACCACACAGAGAGUUGGGGUGUAGUUUUCGGGCUAACAGUUGCCGGCCGUGGUGCGCCAGUUGAGGGCAUUGAGUCCAUGAUCGGACCCACCAUCGCCAGCAUUCCCAUGCGACUGCUUCUUGAUCCCCAAGCGACCGUGAUCGAAAUCUUGAAGAAUGUACAGGCGCACUCACGCCGGACCAUGUCUGUAGAGCAGGUCGGGCUUCAGCGCAUCAGGCUUCUGGACGCCGAGUCCGCCGCUGCCACGCAGUUUCAGAGCCACCUAGUCAUCCAAGCCGAUGAAGGCGAGCACCGACACCCGCCUAUGUUUUCUAAACUUCAUGAUCUCACUGAGUUAACCGAAACCGCUUCUUCUGGUAUUACCAUAGUCGCUAAGCCAUCCUCGACCUCUGUGGCGCUUGAUAUCGCCUAUGACCCGCUGAUGGUCACUGAUGUGCAUAUGAAGCGACUGAUUCAUCAGUUGGAGCAUAUCUACCAGCAAAUUCAGCAGACACCUAACGCUCGACUAGAAGAUAUCGAGAGCAUCAGCACAUGCGACAUGGCCGAGUUGCGGAAGUGGAAUGGCCAACCCCCAGCACUGGUCGAACAGUGUGCGCACGAGCUGAUCUAUCAACGUACGCUGGCUCAGCCUAAAGCGCCCGCCGUCUGCGCGUGGGAUGGCGAGUUCUCAUACCAGGAACUCGAAACACAUGCAGAAAAUGUGGCAAGACGCUUAGUAUCCAUGGGUGUUGGUCCUGAGACCUUCGUUCCCCUGUAUUUCGAGAAGUCGCGGUGGACGACUGUCGCCAUGCUGGCCAUUUUGAAAGCCGGCGGUGCUUUCGCCUUGUUCGACCCCUCGCAUCCCAUGGAUCGAUUGCAACAAUUAUGUCAGGAGAUGCGCGCUUCUACUCUGCUCUGCUCGGAAGCCAAUGCUCCUUCUGCUAGUCAAUUGGGACCAUUACAUACUGUCAUCCUCGGGUCCCACCAUAACGAGCUGGUGACCGCCGAAAGUCCCGUGAACGCUAGUCCGGCCACUCCAAGUAAUGCCAUGUAUCUGGUAUUUACCUCGGGGUCAACAAGAAAGCCGAAAGGGGCUGUGAUUACUCAUGGUAGCUGGUGCACAAUGGCGCAGGCAAUAUGCCCCAAAUACUACCUCAGCCCAGAGUCUCGAGUGCUGCAGUUUUCCGCCUAUGCGUUUGAUACGAGUAUAUUUGACCACCUCGCGACACUAGUUGCUGGUGGCUGUAUAUGUGUUCCGUCUCAACAAGACUGUCUAUCGAAUCUUACGGGUGCUAUUGCAGACCUUAAGACUAAUUGGGCUAUGAUAACGCCUACUGUCGCUCGUACCUUGAACGCUCAGACAUCUCCCACGUUGAAACACCUUUUGCUGGCUGGAGAGGCCGUGACCCCAGCUGAUGCUGAGCAGUGGUCUCCAUACUUGCACCUCAUGAAUUGUUAUGGUCCGGCUGAAUGUGCAAUACUGAUGACCGUGCAGCAGGUGGUAGACCCAAAGCAGUCAACUAAUAUUGGCCUUGCUACUGGGGCGGUGGGAUGGGUUGUCAAGCCCUCGAAUGUCAAUCAGCUAUGCCCUAUCGGUGCCGUUGGAGAGCUGAUAGUUGAAGGCCCGACUAUUGCACGGGAGUAUCUAAACCAACCGGAAAAGACGGCUGCGGCAUUUCCAGACAGCGUCCCCUGGCUGUGCACAUUCCGCGCUAGUCCGUGCAGAUUGUAUAGAACCGGAGAUCUCGUGCAGUAUAACGAUAAAGGGGAGUUUAUAUUCAUCGGCCGCAAAGAUACGCAGGUCAAGCUGCGAGGACAGCGAAUGGAGAUGGGAGAGGUGGAAUAUCACCUACACCGCUGCUUUCCUGGGGCUCAGGGAGUAGUUGCUGACGUCCUUCCUUCAAAAGACGGGCGAGCUGCUUUUCUGGCCGGGUUCGUUGUGCGCACGCCAUCAAUUGGAGCUAACUCCAGCUUGAUUGUGGAGAGUGACGCGAGCUUCUCAAAAGCAGCAGCUAUUGCCCUUUCUGGAAUGAAACAGCACCUCCCAUCAUACAUGGUCCCGGCGGUUCUGAUCCCCCUCAGUCGUCUGCCUGUUUCUGCAACGGGUAAAUUGGAUCGGGGCGUCCUGCAAGCACAUGCAGCGCUAUUGACUUCCGAACAGCUUGAUAAGUUCAGAAUGGCAGAGAAAGCUCCAAUCCGAGGGCCAGAGACUCACACCCAGGCGGUACUGCGGCAAGUUUACGGGGUCGUUCUUUCAAUUCCCGAGGACCGGAUCGGGAUUAAGAAUGACUUCUUCCGAAGGGGUGGUGAUUCCUUGUCUGCCAUGAAAUUGGCUACGCUCGCACGAAAGUCGGGGUACUCUUUGACCGCGGAAGAUAUCUUCACUAGACCACGUAUAAUCGACCUCGCAGCGACGAAAAGCAUGGCCAAUGUCACGCACAGCGACGAUAAAGUGCCACCACUCACUCUCAUCUCAGAUUUACAGGUACAAGAGCAAAUUAUAUCAGCGCUGCAGACCCAGGCUGGAGUGGCCAGAGUUCAGAUUGAGGACCUGUACCCAUGCACCCCGUUGCAAGAAGGCCUUAUGGCGUUGACUUUGAAGACUCCCGGAAAAUAUGUUGCAACAUUCGUCUAUGACCUUGUAGAAAAUGUCGAUUUGGAUCUUCUCCAAGCGGCGUGGAAUGCAACUUGUGUUGCAAACCCUAUUCUCCGUACACGACUGACACAGGGCUCGGGAGGCAGCUUUCAGGUCGUUAUGCAAGAGGCACCAUGCUGGGAGAAAUAUAGCACACAGCAGGAUUACCAAAGCCGCUCUGUGCCUGCAGUAAUGGGUCUCAACGUACGCUUGCUUCGUCUUUCAUUGAUAGCUAGUCCUCCUCGUCUUGUCAUGACUAUCCACCAUGCCCUCUACGAUGGCUGGUCCCUGUCUCUCAUUUGGGACCAGGUCGAGGCUGCCUACCGCGGACAAAGUCUUCAGCCCCGGCCAUUCUCACCGUUCAUUCGCUACCUCCACCAACAACAGGAUGACUCCGCUUCGACUUCCUUUUGGCGGUUUCAAUUUGAAGACCUCAAAGCAGCUGUAUUCCCAGCUCUCCCACAUCCAACUUACGAACCGAUACCGAAUCAGGCCAUCCAUCGGCGACAUUCCAUGAGAACCGAUGUUCAGCUGGAUUUCACUAUUCCCACGGCCAUCCAGUUGGCAUGGGCAAUCGUUAUGUCCUAUUAUACGGACUCAGUCGAUGUCGUGUUUGGACUAACUCUCAAUGGGCGCACCGCAGCCGUGUCUGGCAUCGACCAGUUCACGGGGCCGACUGUCACAACCGUCCCAUUUCGCUAUGAGGCGCGCCAGAUUCAACACCACGGCGCUCUGAUAGCCCAAGUUCAGAGCGAGCAUCUGAAUUUAGGGGAUUUUGCAAGCUACGGUUUUGUUCUUUCUUGUAAUAAAGUUGCGGAGGUGGAUGGCUAUCUGGAUAUCGUGGCCCAGUAUGACCCGAGCAUGUUGGAUGUGCACCAGGCCCAGAGGAUGGUCAUUCAAUUUGAGCACAUUCUUGACCAAGUCCUCUUUCACCCGGACAUGUCUCUACGGAGUCUCUCAGCAGUUAGCGAUCAUGAUUGGGAAAGAUUGGCCCGCUGGAAUGCUACACUGCCAUCGCCAUUAGAGCGCUGCUUGCAUGACUCCGUUUUGGACCAUGUAAUGUCGCGUCCGUCUGCCUUAGCGGUGUGUGCCUGGGAUGGGGACUUGACUUUCGAAGAGUUAGCCUCCUCCCUUGUGCUGGCGCAAGUACUCGGUCUUCAGGCGGGAUCAGUUGUGCCUAUCAGUCUAAAUAGAUCAAAGUGGUCGGUCAUCAGCAUCAUGGCCGUUUUGCGUGCUGGAGCAACCGCUGUUUGCAUUGAUCCUAAGCUUCCAACUGAGCGGCUGCAGAGUAUACUCGAUCAGACACAGCCUGGAAUAGUCAUUUGCUCGGAAGAGACGAAGGGUCAAUUAAAAGGACAUUCUGCGGCCACUGUACUAAUUGUACCCUUCCAGAUGCAAGUGCAUGGGCUUGGCUCGGCUUCUGUCGAGCAGCCCUCGGUGAGCCCCGUCUCCCCGGCCUUUAUUGUCUUUACCUCCGGCUCCACCGGGCGACCCAAGGGCAUAGUGAUGGAGCAUCGGAAUCUGUCGACGAGCAUUCAAUAUCACAGUGACGCACUGAACAUAACCAAGAGUAGUCGGAUGCUUCACUUUGCGUCAUAUGCCUUCGAUGCUAGCAUUUAUGAGAUAUUCACGACACUCGUCACCGGAGGAUGUGUCUGUAUACCGUCUGAGUCUGAGCGGAUAAACGCAAUUGAGCAAUUCAUUGCAGACAAGCAAGUCAACGCGGCCCUCUUGACCCCAUCGAUGCUUGCCAUACUGGAUCCUGAUCGGGUACCUAGUUUAAAAACUGUUAUAUCAGGAGGCGAAGCGCUGACACGGCACGUUGCCAGUCGGUGGGCACCCCAUGUGACACUUUUUAAUGCUUAUGGUCCGGCUGAGACCAUAAUAUGCGCAGCAGGGCCAGUAGUCGAGGGGUCCUGGACACCAGGCACCGUUGGCCCUGUUCUAGGCGGAGCAGCAUGGGUGACUGCUCCCUCUGAUCCCACACGAUUGGUUCCCCUUGGUGCAGUUGGCGAGCUCAUCAUCGAAGGGCCAAUUGUCACAAGAGGAUACUUUAACAGCCAAGUGCUCACGCAAGCAGGAUACAUUGACCCUCCAGAAUGGCUCACCCGCUGGCGAAAUGGCCGCCCUGGCCGCCUCUAUCGCUCGGGCGACCUUGUCGAGCUUACUACCGAAGGGACAAUUCGGUUUGUCGGCCGCAAAGACACACAAGUGAAGCUGCGCGGACAGCGUAUAGAGUUAGCCGAGGUCGAGUAUCAAGUACGAAGCUGCACUGGAGGUUUAGAUUCGAUUGUCGACAUUGCAACGAUAGACAGCUCACCGACCUUAUUCGCCUGUAUUAUUCUUCAGGACAUGGCUGGUAGUAAAGGCGAAGGCGCACCCUUUCUUCCCCCCACAAGCACAUUCCAAAAGUCCAUGCAGGUCGCGGAGCUCUCUCUUCGCGACGCCAUUCCCAGAUAUAUGGUCCCCUCUAUAUUCCUUCCUAUUGCCAAGGCCCCUCAGACAGCUGGAGGGAAGGUGGACCGCAGAGCUCUUCGCAAGACUGUCGAAGCUCUUCUGCCCUCUGAAAUUCAGCGGUAUAUGACCGCUACACAGCGCAGCCACCGACAGCCAUCGACAGAAAAUGAAAAGGCGAUCCAUGCUAUCUGGGUUCAGGCUUUGAACAAAGCUGCCGACAUGGUGGGCGUUGAUGACAGUUUUUUUCAUCUGGGCGGCGAUUCGAUUAGUGCUAUGCAAAUUGUCUCUCAAUUAAAAGGUAUCGGGAUCCGCACCACAGUCGACCACAUCUUCCAACAGAGCACAAUUGCCAAGUUGGCAACAACAGUCACAAGUAGUAUUUCUAGUUCGUCAGAUUCCCUGCAAGAUGGAGCCCAUGAUACACCGUUCCGCCUAUCGGCGAUUCAACAGCUUUUCCUGGACCGAGUUCCGGUGCACUACAACCACUUCAAUCAGAGCUUCUUCUUCGAGCUUCGGCGGCCCGUCCAAGCUGCCAAGGUAGAGCAGGCAGUACAAUGGAUUGUACGUACUCAUUCUAUGCUGCGGACGCGGUUCUCUCGUAAUGCCGAGGGGAUAUGGUAUCAGACGAUCAGCAAGGAUGUGGACAAUUCUUACCGAUACGAAAAACAUGGGAAAAUGUCACAAAGGGACGCCGAAACCCUUUAUACGGAUCGUCAACAAGACUUGAACAUUGAAUAUGGGCCUUUGAUUGCUGUGGAUCUGAUGCAUAUCCACGGCGGCAAACAAUGGCUGUCCAUCAUGGUCCACCACCUCGUUGUCGAUAUUGUAUCGUGGCAGACUAUCCUGGACCAACUAGAGCGGCUUGUGGAAUCGAAGCCUGUGAGCCCACAAAGCGCCAUGUCCUAUGCGACAUGGGCUCGUCUCCAGGAGGAGCACAUUGUCUCUACCCCAGAGAUAAGAGACCAGGCUGUCCCGGCGGCGAUUAUGGAUUACUGGGGAUUGUCCGAAACCAGCAAUAAUUAUGCCGACGUAGAUCAGUACCAAAUAACACUCAAUCGUCAACAGACUAGUCAGGUUCUGGGGCCUGCCAACAAAGCCUUUAACACCAGGCCAGUCGAGCUGCUGCAGGCGGCGCUGAUGCAUGCGUUCAUGAAGACAUUCCUUGAUAGACCGACUCCGGCCAUCUUCAACGAAGGUCAUGGGCGCGAUCCAUGGGCGGACGAUAUUGACGUGAUCGGAACCGUUGGAUGGUUUACAAAUAUCUGGCCCUCUUAUGUGCCUCUGGGUCCCGACUGUGAUCUGAUGGAGGCGGUACGUCGAACUAAGGAUGGGCGACGCGACGUCCAAGACGUUGGGCGAUUCUACUUGGCAGCACGCCAGGGUCGGAUGACGGCGAUGGAGAUCACUCUCAAUUACGCCGGCACUUCAGAGGCAGCAGAAUCACCUAACUCGCCUUUUAAGCGGGUACCCUUGUCGAUUUCGACUCUUGUCAACCAGGGAUCGCAUGUGGGUCGUUUUGCCCUGGUUGAUAUCCUUGCCAAUGUGACCGAAGGAAGAUUGUCGAUUGACUUUCUAUACAAUCGGCAUAUCAAGCACGCAGAAGAGAUUGUCGGAUGGGCGGAAAGAUCCCGAGAGGCCCUGUCAACCCUGGCCCAGCGAUUUCCCACGAUUCCUCCUCGUCUGACCCGAUCCGAUUCUCGCCGGCAAGACCGUGGCGGAUGCGUCUGCAUUCCAUCUGAUUCGGACCGCCUUGGCAAUCUGGCUGGAUUCAUCCGCGAGGCGCAGGUAGAUUUUGCGCUAUUGACGCCUUCAGUCAUAGAUCGCCUGCUGCGACCGGAGCUAGUUCCAGGGCUUGAUACAAUUGCCUUUGGCGGUGAGGCAGUGACCCAGGAUAUUGUCGACCGUUGGUCGCCGAAUCGCAAGUUGAUCAAUGCAUACGGACCUGCAGAAGCAACAAUCUGUGCCGUUGGCGAUAUUAACCCCUGUUCUUGGACUGCCGGCACGAUAGGGCCCGUUAUUGGAGGUGUUGGAUGGGUCACAAUGCCGUCGGAUGUGUCUCGUCUUGCUCCCGUGGGUGCUGUAGGAGAAUUGGUGAUUGAAGGGCCGGUUGUCACUCGUGGCUAUCUAGAUGAUCCAGAACGAACAGCCGCAGCCUAUAUCAGUCCGCCGAGUUGGUUGACCCUAUUCCGGUGGAAAGAAAAGCCAGGUCGUCUCUAUCGCACCGGAGACUUGGUACAAUGUACCGACGACGGAGGGAUUCGAUUUUUAGGCCGAAAGGACACCCAAAUCAAGUUACGCGGUCAGCGCAUUGAGCUAUUGCAUGUUGAACACCACGUACGACAGUGCUUCAGGGAGGCGGCGGAUAUCAUCACCGACAUCGUUCUGCGUGAGGGGAUUCCUACACUGAUCGCGUUCAUCGCCCAGAUACCGUCUGAUGGUGGUGAGUAUGCUGAUAAUCCUGGCGACGCUUGUAACGGCUGCAGCUUGUUUCUGAAAACCUGCACAUCGUUUCGAGCGCACGUCCAGGCAGCGACCGCACACCUAAAAUCUCUAUUGCCCGCGUAUAUGGUCCCUGCCAUAUUCUUACGUCUCGCGUACGUGCCACGAACAAGAAGCGAUAAGUUGGACCGACAACAUCUUCGUGACCAAGCCUCCCGCCUUUCUAACGAUCAGAUCCAAGCCUUGUCGGCGAGUUCGGAAGUGCUAGAAGAUCAGGCCCGCGGUGCGCAGGAAUAUGCAAAUCUAACGGAGAUGGAGCCGUACUAUCCCGGGUCGCUGCUCAAUAUCAAGCCUGAAGAUCUUGGAGCCUUUGCUGUCCGCGAACUAGCUCCAAUUUGUCCAGCUUUAGAGGUCGAGGAUAUAGAAGACAUUCUUCCUACCACAGAGUUUCAACGUCAUUUCCUGAAACACUCCGAGAUUCGGUGGUUGCAGCUUCCUCUGCCGAUGGAGAUCGACUCUGCACGCCUAGAGAAGGCGUGCCAUGUUUUGGUAGAUCGACACCCCUUGUUUCGCUCUGUAUUUCUGCCAUAUCGCGGUGGAUACUUGCAGGUACUCCUUCGGCGUCUCCAGUUUCAACUCAUACAGAUCCGGUGUGAUGAGGAGCUUGACGCAUAUGUUGAUCGCAUUUGCUUGAGCAACUCCUCAGCCGGAGUUCCCUGGGGAACACCCUACUUCCAGGCUUUGCUCAUCACGAAAGCUCCGUCGAAUUCAGUCCUACUCAUACGCUGCAGCCAUGCCCAACACGACGGAGAAUCUAAGCCUUUGAUAAUCCAGGACCUUAUUUCGGCAUAUGAGAGAGGAGGACUGGACGAGGCCCCUCCUCCCUCAUUUGCGCUGUACUUGCGGCACCGCCAAAUGCAGGCGAAUCCGCACACAUACGAGUUCUGGAAGCAGUAUUUGCAGAACGGUACAAUGACUGCCCUCAGCCUCACAGGAUCAGACAGCAACCUGCCCCUUCAGAUCAACAGAACCAUUCCUCUUCCCACACCACCCCGUGGGAUCACCAUGUCAUCCCUCGUGAAGGCCGCCUGGGCUGUAGUUCUAGCUCAAGUCACCAAACAACGGGAUGUUGUAUUCGGCCACGCCUUAAACGGGCGCGACACGCCCAUUGCCGGCGUCCAUGCUAUUUCUGGGCCUUGCACGACUAUCUCCCCACUUCGAAUCACCAUUCGCCUGCCUUCCGAAAACGCGGUCCUCGAUCUUCUGCAUCAUGUGCAAGAUCAAUACACACGAGCCUUGCCAUAUGCUGGAGUAGACUUUGAGACAAUUCGCGAGCACUCGACGUCGUGGCCUGCGAAUGCAUCCUUCUGCAGUGUUCAAGUUCAUCAGAACGGCGCCGUCAUGCGCACGAGUUUCAAAUUCCACGGUCAUGACUGUGCUUUGGGAUAUCGUGUAAUAGGCGGCAUGCCAUAUUUUUUGGUGUCGACGAUCCCUGUGCAGGAUCAAGGGCAAUUGAAGGUCAGCAUGAUUAUCUCCAGUCGACUGGGGAGUUUGGAAGACGUUGAGGAUCUGUUGGGUCGAUACUGCUCGGCUAUAGCGGAUCUGGACCGUGGAGUGAUUCCUCUUUGAUCGGUUGUUAUGUAUACCGGGUAGAUCGAU
This is a messenger RNA of Aspergillus neoniger CBS 115656, 11742 nucleotides long. RefSeq names its product acetyl-CoA synthetase-like protein. NCBI's taxonomy places the organism in Eukaryota, Fungi, Ascomycota, Eurotiomycetes, Eurotiales, Aspergillaceae. Gene Ontology annotation, biological process: amino acid activation for nonribosomal peptide biosynthetic process; secondary metabolite biosynthetic process. The record is from RefSeq and is a predicted model, not a curated record. The coding region runs from base 1 to 11712 and encodes 3903 amino acids. Gene Ontology annotation, cellular component: cytoplasm. The transcript is spliced from 8 exons. Gene Ontology annotation, molecular function: catalytic activity; phosphopantetheine binding.